Molecule: messenger RNA, 2993 nt
Organism: Solea solea (common sole)
Lineage: Eukaryota; Metazoa; Chordata; Actinopteri; Pleuronectiformes; Soleidae
Product: potassium voltage-gated channel subfamily D member 2-like
Exons: 7
Coding region: 166-2040 (624 amino acids)
Biological process (GO): protein homooligomerization; potassium ion transmembrane transport
Cellular component (GO): voltage-gated potassium channel complex; membrane
Molecular function (GO): protein binding; A-type (transient outward) potassium channel activity
Source: RefSeq, a predicted model, not a curated record
UGGGAGCCGGAAUCGCAAGUGUUCUCCGCCGUGGAUUGUUUUUUUAAUGAAACUCACCGUGGAUGUAGUUUAACGAGCAGCACUCUCUAAGAUGCAAUUCAUCUCCGAGCCGUAGCACUGUGAUAACCGGAGCAGGGUCGUUUUUAAACACUACUACAGGUCAGCAUGGCAGCAGGUGUAGCGGCAUGGCUCCCCUUCGCCCGAGCGGCAGCCAUAGGAUGGAUGCCCGUGGCGAGCACCCCGAUGCCCAUCCCUCCCCAAGACAAGAGGAAAGCCCAGGACGGACUCAUCAUCCUCAACGUGAGUGGGACCAAGUUUCAGACGUGGCGGAACACUUUGGAGCGGUACCCGGACACUCUGCUGGGCAGCACAGAGAGGGACUUCUUUUUCCACGAAGAGACCAAUGAGUACUUUUUCGACCGUGACCCUGACAUCUUUAGAAAUAUACUCAAUUUUUAUCGCACAGGGAAACUACACUACCCGCGCCAAGAGUGUAUAUCUGCGUACGACGAGGAGCUCGCUUUCUUUGGCAUCAUCCCCGAGAUCAUUGGGGAUUGCUGUUACGAGGAGUACAAAGACAGGAGGCGCGAGAACGCAGAGAGGCUCCAAGACGACGAGGACUCAGAGAUGAACAAUGACGUCACGCCGGUGAACCUGACUUUCCGGGAGUACCUGUGGCGGGCUUUUGAAAAUCCCCAUUCUAGCACCUUAGCGCUGGUCUUCUACUAUGUCACAGGCUUCUUCAUUGCAAUAUCAGUCAUGGCCAACGUAGUGGAGACGGUUCCAUGCGGGUUUCUGCCCAACAGGUCGAAGGAGGUUUCCUGUGGAGAGCGUUACGCACUGGCCUUCUUUUGUUUAGACACUGCGUGCGUCAUGAUAUUCACGGUCGAGUAUCUACUCCGUCUGAUCGCAGCUCCGAGCCGCUACAAGUUCAUGAAAAGUGUGAUGAGCGUCAUCGACGUGGUCGCCAUCAUGCCUUACUACAUCGGCCUGGUCAUGACCGACAAUGAUCAGCUGAGCGGUGCUUUCGUCACGCUUAGAGUCUUCCGGGUCUUCAGGAUUUUCAAGUUCUCCCGACACUCCGCGGGGCUGCGCAUCCUGGGCUAUACCCUUAAGAGCUGCGCCUCCGAGCUGGGCUUUCUCCUCUUCUCCCUCACUAUGGCCAUCAUUAUCUUUGCAACAGUCAUGUUUUAUGCAGAAAAAGGAUCUCCGGCCAGCAAGUUCACCAGUAUCCCCGCAGCUUUUUGGUACACCAUAGUCACCAUGACAACACUGGGGUACGGCGACAUGGUGCCAAAAACAAUCGUGGGGAAGGUGUUUGGGUCCAUAUGCUCGCUGAGUGGGGUGCUGGUCAUUGCCUUGCCUGUCCCUGUCAUAGUGUCAAACUUCAGCCGUAUCUACCACCAAAGCCAGCGGGCGGAGAAAAGACGAGCCCAGAGGAAAACUCGGCUUGCUAGAAUCCGUGCUGCGAAGAUUCGGGGCACUAAUGCCUAUGCGCGCUACAAACAAAAUGGGCUCCUGAUCGACACACUGGAGGAGGCCUCCAAGGAGGCAGGACAAGCCCUGGUGGCAAAGCCCCCCAGCCCUCCUUUUGAGAGCCAGCAUCAUCACCUGCUGCACUGCCUGGAGAAAACAACGAAUCACGAGUUUGUGGACGAGCAGACAUUUCAGGCCAACUGCAUGGAGAUCUCUGCAAUGCACAAGUCGGGCUCCCGUUCCUCAUCGAUGUCCUCGUCUCCACAUGGACUCAGCUCGUGCUGCUCGCGCCGCCACAGGAAGAAGAGCAGCUUCAGCCUGCCGAGCACAAACAACCAGGAGCUCAGCACCAUACAGAUAAGGGAGAGGCCUGUGGUCAACAGCCGCUCCUGCCUGAAUGCCAAACUCGAUGAGACGGUGCCCCUGAAAUGCAACGAACCUUUCAUCACUCCCUCCAUGGUCAGCCUUUCUGCCCCAGUGGUGACCUCAUCAGGCAGCGAUGGCUCCACCACCACCACCACCGCAUAUUCUCAGAGCAACAUUGUCCGAGUAUCUGCCUUGUAGAUGUCACGCUUAUCUUAUCAGCUUCCUGGUCUCGAGAAGCACCGGAUGCUGAGGAGAGGGACCACCGAGCAUCAACCUGCCAUAAUCUAGAGGGAUUAUAAAGUUAGCAGAGGACGGGGUGGGGGGCGGGGGGAUGAGUUUUUUUUGAAGUAGUGAUCUCAUCUGAUGUCAAACUCUGCAUGGUAUUAAAAUGAUGUGGACGACUGCCUUGGAGUAAAAGUGACCAGCACAUCUUGCUGCAUUAAGCACAGCAGAGCGAGGACGUGUCGAGAGGUUAUCGUUGUUGCCUAAAAAUACUGAGGGGGAAAAAAACGACUUUAUUUUUGAAGAUGUAAUGUAGGUGUAUUUGUUGUCUUCUGAGGAACCACUGUUGUUAAAGGGUCAUUCUUGAUGACUUUUGAUGGCCAAGCACACACAUUCAUUACCCGAGGGCCAUACUUGUGAAUAUUAAAAACAGUCUAUGUCAACAUUUGCCUCAGUUCCACCCAGUUAAAUAGAUCGGUUUUAAAAAGAAAAUCCCAAUAAAGUGGUUUCCAAUAGUCCCCGCACUGUUGUAAAUUCACCAAACAUAAAUCCACAGGAAUGAAAAACUGUUGUGAAUAUCAUUAACUGCCUCAUUACCUGGUUGAUGUCACCGCUUGAUGAGUAAAAUAUACGACGCAUCCUGACAUGUUUGUGAAAAUGUGCAAAAAGUGAAAGUCAAAAAUGACAAAACUCUGUGUUAGCUUACAUAUUUGACACAUGUGGAAGCCAUUGUCAUCGAUUAACGACUGAUAUUGAGAGAAAUACAGGGUAAAAAAAAAAUUAGUUAGGUUACAAGGUAGAAGUGUAAUUGAAUGUUCUUUGCAACACUUAACUAAUAGUAACCCUAACAUGGUCGUAUAGUGUUGACCUGGGAAACCAUACGAAAGAGGGUCGAACAUUAGUUCCACUCAGUUCCUCCCAAAUUACCA